Clupea harengus (Atlantic herring) is the source of this 2662-nucleotide messenger RNA. RefSeq names its product ribitol xylosyltransferase 1 (gene rxylt1). NCBI's taxonomy places the organism in Eukaryota, Metazoa, Chordata, Actinopteri, Clupeiformes, Clupeidae. The record is from RefSeq and is a predicted model, not a curated record. Gene Ontology annotation, biological process: protein O-linked glycosylation via mannose. Gene Ontology annotation, molecular function: ribitol beta-1,4-xylosyltransferase activity. Gene Ontology annotation, cellular component: Golgi apparatus.
UUUUAGAGACAAUUGUAAACAUUAGAUUCACUGUAAGUAAUUAGUAUGCAGGAUGGUAACAUGAGAUGAUGAGAGUUCUUCGUCGAAAAAUCGUGGCUCUCGUUGUAGCUGCAUAUGUCGCUUUUUCAUUGUAUGCGGCAUAUAAUGUAUUCUUCAGUAAGAGGAUUAUGUCUCGCGUCCACAGAGUGGUGAAAAAGGUUUCUGCUGGCGAUGCUAAACUUGACCCUAAGCAUGCACAGGCUCCAUCCACAGUGGAAAAGGAGUGGAAUCCUUGGGAGGAGGAGUUGGCAAAAGAAAUCAACAUCCAGCAGAAACGCGGAGAUGCCUUCAAGGGGCAGUUAGGAUUGAUCGCCAAAAGCAGAACCAAGAGAUACAAAGUACAGAUCUGGGGCAAAGCAGCCAUAGGGCUGUAUUUAUGGGAGCAUAUCUUAGAAGGUCCUCUGAACCCUACUGAUAAAACAGGCCAGUGGAGAGAAGGAGAGAUCCUGUCGGGAAAAAUCAAUUUCAGCUUUUAUACUGGACCUGCUGUGGUUCAGGGGCACAUUCCUGUGGACACAGACAGUGUGGUACUGGUUUUAAAUGGCCGUGAGCAGCAGAAGAUCUCCUACUCUACUCAGUGGUUGCAGCAUGCACACGCCCUGGUACAAGCCCACACCGUGACCCAUGUGGCUGUGGUCCUGCUGGGAAGCGAGCAGUGCACCAAUGACUGGAUCAGUCCUUACCUCAGACGUCAUGGCGGUUUUGUCGAUGUGCUCUUCCUGGUGUAUGACAGCCCGUGGGUCAAUGACAAGGAUGUGUUUCAAUGGCCCUUAGGAGUGGCAACGUACAGACACUUCCCUGUCGUUAUGCCAACCGCACAGCUGGUGAGCACCAAUAGACCGUACCUCUGCAAUUUUCUGGGCACAGUCUACAAGAACUCUUCUCGAGAGAUCCUUAUGAACAUCCUGAAACAGGAUAACCUGGAGAAGGAGUGCAUCACCAAUGCUCGAGAGAAGUGGUUACCCCAGGAGACCGCAGAGUCCCUCCGUCAGUACCAGUCAGCGUUGGCGCAGAGUGAGCUCACCCUGUGCCCGGUGGGUGUGAAUGCCGAGUGCUACCGCAUCUACGAGGCCUGUGCGUACGGCUCACUGCCCGUGGUGGAGGACAUUCAGACCAAAGGCAGAUGCACGGAGGGACGCAGCUCCCCCCUCCGGCUCCUCAAGGAAGCCGGUGCCCCCUUCAUCUUCGUGAAGGACUGGAAGGAGCUGCCGGCCAUCCUGCAGAGCGAGAGGGGCAUGAGCCAGGCACAGAGAGAGGAGAGGAGGAGGAGGCUGCUGGAGUGGUACAGUGGCUUCAGGCAACAGAUGAAGGAGCGCUUCACUGAGGUGCUGGAAGACGCCUUCUUUAAAGUCAGCUGAGCAGCUAGGGGGCACUGUGGGGGAGGACUGGUCCACUUGGGAGAGAGGGAGUCAGGUGGGGAAUCUGUAAUUUUGUACUUUUAUUUCCAUCGCAUGCCAGGUACUUAAAUAUAAAGCACACAUAGUUCACAACUCUUAAUAGUGUAGUAAAUGCAUUCUUAAUAGCUCUUAAAUGAUAGCAACUGCUGUAAACCAUACUGUUUUUGUAAAACUCAAAUAGCUGACUUAGUGUUUCUGACAAAUAUCACCCAAAUAUAUGCUCUGAGAAGUAGUCUCUAGGAUUAUACUGAAAACUGUAAUCAGUAACAAAAAUUGUAUCACAGUCCAAUUGUAAAACACAGAGGAAACUUGCACAGAUACUGUAUGGGCAUCUGUGUUAUUUUGUGUGUACUAACUGGUACAUUUAUGAGACCUCACAAUGCCAAAGCAAACAACAUUGCAGAACAAUCUGACUUUAGAUAGUCUUGAUUAAAAAACAACAACAACAGAAACAUAUAACUAGCAUUUUAUUAAAGAUAAUGAUCCUAGGAUUAGUCCAUAUGGCUUGCAUGAUUUGUUUAUUUAACCUUUUUUUGCGUAUUUCAUCAACUUCCGCUACAUUUUGCAUUGUACAUCAAUUUCCAUCAGCACUACACACAAAUACUGAGAGCACAAACGACGCAUAAUAAGCACCUUUCCACUAUAGUAUACUCAGUGUUGGCAAAUUGUCAAAAAGUUAUGUUAUUUUGUACUUAGUAUGUAACAGGCACAGGGGUAAAUUCUGACAAUGUGAUAACUACUGUAAAUGUUUUUUUUUGUGUUUAGUUUUUUAAAAUCAACUGUGGUUUUGUUCUCAGUUUAAAGCCGCUGUAUCAGUGUUUAUAUUUCCUGCAAGAGUAGUUGUUUUCUCACUGUUGUGUUUGUUUAUAUGUAUAUGUGUGUGUGUGUGUGUGUGUGUGUGUGUGUGUGUGUGUGUGUGUGUGUGUGUGUGUUUAUUUUAGGGAGUGAUUAACACUACAUGAAAUUAAUUUUCAUCUUUUAUUGAGGUAUAUUGCUAUCUCAGUCAAAGGCUUUAUCACACUGAUGAGGUAAUGAGUAAAGAAAGGCCUGAUGCAUACAUUUUAAAAUGUGUGAGUCAUCAAUUCAAAUUUCGUGUUCUUUUCAUUUGCCUUCAUGUGCCAAGUUUUGCAGCAACUCCUGUGUUUGGAAGUUGUCAUUGCUGAUAUGAUUAGUAGAGUGCAUUGAAAGGAAUGCAGCACAUUAAAUUAUUAUUUUUUAAUACAAAA